Molecule: messenger RNA, 6002 nt
Organism: Sapajus apella (tufted capuchin)
Lineage: Eukaryota; Metazoa; Chordata; Mammalia; Primates; Cebidae
Gene: SNX2
Product: sorting nexin 2
Exons: 15
Coding region: 109-1668 (519 amino acids)
Biological process (GO): early endosome to Golgi transport; intracellular protein transport
Cellular component (GO): retromer complex; endosome; endosome membrane
Molecular function (GO): phosphatidylinositol binding
Source: RefSeq, a predicted model, not a curated record
AGGCCGGCCGGGGGCGGAGCAGCUGGUGGGUCGGCGCGGGCCCAGCCGUGCGUGCUCACGUGACGGGUCCGCGAGGCCCAGCUCGAGCAGUAGUCCCGGCGAGCGAAGAUGGCGGCCGAGAGGGAGCCUCCUCCGCUGGGGGACGGAAAGUCCACCGACUUUGAGGAGCUGGAAGACGGAGAUGACCUGUUCACCAGCACUGUCUCCACGCUAGAGUCAAGUCCAUCAUCUCCAGAACCAGCUAGUCUUCCUGCAGAAGAUAUUAGUGCAAACUCCAAUGGCCCAAAACCCACAGAAGUUGUCCUAGAUGAUGACAGAGAAGAUCUUUUUGCAGAAGCCACAGAAGAAGUUUCUUUGGACAGCCCUGAAAGGGAACCUAUCCUCUCCUCGGAACCUUCUCCUGCAGUCACACCUGUCACUCCUACUACACUCAUUGCUCCUAGAAUUGAAUCAAAGAGUAUGUCUGCUCCCGUGAUCUUUGAUAGAUCCAGGGAAGAGAUUGAAGAAGAAGCAAAUGGAGAUAUUUUUGACAUAGAAAUUGGUGUAUCAGAUCCAGAGAAAGUCGGUGAUGGCAUGAAUGCCUAUAUGGCAUAUAGAGUAACAACAAAGACAUCUCUUUCCAUGUUCAGUAAGAGUGAAUUUUCAGUGAAAAGAAGAUUCAGCGACUUUCUUGGUUUGCACAGCAAAUUGGCAAGCAAGUAUUUACACAUUGGUUAUAUUGUGCCACCAGCUCCAGAAAAGAGUAUAGUAGGGAUGACCAAGGUCAAAGUGGGUAAAGAAGACUCAUCAUCCACUGAAUUUGUAGAAAAACGGAGAGCAGCUCUUGAAAGGUAUCUUCAAAGAACAGUAAAACAUCCAACUUUACUACAGGAUCCUGAUUUAAGGCAGUUCUUGGAAAGUUCAGAGCUGCCUAGAGCAGUUAAUACACAGGCUCUGAGUGGAGCAGGAAUAUUGAGGAUGGUGAACAAGGCUGCCGACGCUGUCAACAAAAUGACAAUCAAGAUGAAUGAAUCGGAUGCAUGGUUUGAAGAAAAGCAGCAGCAAUUUGAGAAUCUGGAUCAGCAACUUAGGAAACUUCAUGCCAGUGUUGAAGCCUUGGUCUGUCAUAGAAAAGAACUUUCAGCCAACACAGCUGCCUUUGCUAAAAGUGCUGCCAUGUUAGGUAAUUCUGAGGAUCAUACUGCUUUAUCUAGAGCUUUGUCUCAGCUUGCAGAGGUUGAAGAGAAGAUAGACCAGUUACAUCAAGAACAAGCUUUUGCUGACUUUUAUAUGUUCUCAGAACUACUUAGUGACUACAUUCGUCUUAUUGCUGCAGUGAAAGGUGUGUUUGACCAUCGAAUGAAGUGCUGGCAGAAAUGGGAAGAUGCUCAAAUUACUUUGCUCAAAAAACGUGAAGCUGAGGCAAAAAUAAUGAUUGCUAACAAACCAGAUAAAAUACAGCAAGCUAAAAAUGAAAUAAGAGAGUGGGAGGCGAAAGUGCAACAAGGGGAAAGAGAUUUUGAACAGAUCUCUAAAACGAUUCGAAAAGAAGUGGGAAGAUUUGAGAAAGAACGAGUGAAGGAUUUUAAAACUGUUAUCAUCAAGUACUUAGAAUCAUUAGUACAAACACAACAGCAGCUGAUAAAAUACUGGGAAGCAUUCCUACCUGAAGCCAAAGCCAUUGCCUAGCAAUAAGACUGUUGCUGUUAAGAAGACCUUGGAUGUUGUUCCAGUUAUGCUGAAUUCCACAGUGAAAUCGUUUAAAACCAUCUAAAUAAACCACUAUAUAUUUUAUGAAUUACACGUGGUUUUAUAUACACACACACACACAUACACACAUACACACACACACUCUGACAUUUUAUUACAAGCUGCAUGUCCUGACCCUCUUUGAAAUAAGUGGACUGUGGCAUGACAUUCUGCAAUACUUUGCUGAAUUGAACACUAUUGUGUCUCAAAUACUUGCACUAAAAAGUGCACUGCAAGACCAGAAAAUAUUACAGUUUUUUUCUUUACAAUAUAUUCUGUAGUAUGUUUACCCUCUUUAUGAAGUGAAUUAUCAAUGCACUGAUAAAUGUUCACUUAUACAUUCCUGUACAGAACUUAUGAUUUUGUGAUUACAGUAAUAAAAUGAUAUUCCUUGUGAAAUACUAGUAACAAAUUAUUUGGGUAUUUAAACAUAUUAGGAAUCUUUUCCAAGCAUUUUUAGUAAGAAGAAACUUUUUCUUCUAGAUGUAUGUAUAUAAGUGAUGCUAUGAUUCCUUAAUUAUUUUAAUUGACAAAAAAAGCUGAACUCAUAUUGUUGAAUGACUAAAUGAAGCUUAAGUUUUCUUAUGAAACCAUCAUAAAUCAAAGAACAUUUUUCUCAUGAUUGUCUUAGGUAAAGAAGAGAAUAAUUGUCAUUGCUUGUUUUUAACCAUCCAUAUUACAAGUGCCCAAUUUAAGAAUUAGGAAAAAAUGUGUUUAUAUACUUUGGUUACAAGUCCCAAGGAUUUUGUUCAUCUUCUCUUGUUAUCUUCAAAAUGUAGUAUUUUGCAUAUAUUUAAUUUAUUCCUUGUCUUUUGUUUUCUUUUAAAACUGUAAGUAUAUCAUCUGUACUCACAGUUGAUAAGGAAUGAUACCAUGCUAAAAUUUAUUUGAUGAAUAAGCAAGCAUACCACAAAACAGAUUUGAAGUGAAAUUUACUUUGCCUCGGGCAAUGUUUUUACCCAAUUCUGUGUGCUACUUAGACAGCUGUUAUCUAAUCCUUAAUGCUGAUAAAAAUUUAAGUUAUGGCUGGUGCAGUGGCUCACGCCUGUAAUCCCAGCACUUUGGGAGGCUAAGGCGGGUGGAUCACCUGAGGUAGGAGUUCAAGACUAGCCUGGCCAACAUAGUGAAACCCUGUCUCUAUUAAAAAUAGAAAAAUUAGUCAGGCAUGGUGAGGUGUGCCUGUAGUCCCAGCUACUUGGGAGGCUGAGGCAGGAGAAUCACUUGAACCAGGAAGGCGGAGAUUACAGUGAGCCAAGAUUGUGACAUUGCAGCCUGGGAAACGAGGGAAAAUCCAUCUCAAAAAAAAAGAAAAGAAAAGAAAAUUUAAGGUAUGACUGGCAUCAGAGUUAUUUUUGUUUUUUUAAAAAAAUAUUCUUACAAACACCUCUUUUCUUGAUCUUAACAACCACAUCUCCCUUUCAGAGGAACAAGAUAUGGUAUGUGUAACUCAGUCCUCUCUAGUGAGUCACUGGAUACAAUUUAUAUAUCAAAGUAUCCUUAGCCUGUGUUUGCCUCUACUUAUUUUAGUUGAAAUGUUAAGCUUUCUAUAGUUAUUACUCAUAUUUAUACUCCUAGACCCCAGAAGAGUGGCUGAUAACAUUAUAGGUUAAUAAUAAAGGCUUGAUGGACCAGGCACAGUGGCUCACAUGCCUGGUAUUCCCAGCUUCUCGGGAGGCUGAGGCAAGGGGAUCUCUUGAUUCCAGGAGUUUGAGGCUGUAGUGUGCAGUGAUCAUGCCUGUGAAUACCCACUGCCCUAAAGCCAGCCUGGGCAACACAGACCCUAUCUCUAAAAAAAAAAAAAUUAAGACAUGAUGAGUUGAACAGGGAAAAAUAAAGUUUGUCCUUUUAAGAAGAAACUGAAGCAGAAAUAGUACAAUCUUCUUUUGUUGCUUCUACUGGGAAUACUUUUGAGAAAUGAAUAAUUCAUAGUAAUAUAUAUAUAAGAUGGUAUCUUAUUGCCCCAUUAAUAUUGAGCAAAAGAUAGGCUUACUAGGAAUAGUUUCACUAGAAUGAUGUCCUAGUGUUAUAGCCACAGUUACAUUACUUACAAAGGUGUAGUUUACACAUGCGAUAGUUAUUCAUGUUGUUAAAAUCUUCCAUUCAGAUGUGGUACAUUAGAAUACUCAGUAUCUCCAAGUAAAAUAAUAAAUAUUUUCAGCCUUGAUUAAACUCUACUACAUUCCAGUCUUCAUUUCCCUUGCCCACAUUUACUAAAAGUUGAGUGUGUUGGAAAUUUCAAGUAUUCUAUGAUCCUCUGAUACCAGUAUUUAAACAGGAUUUAAUUAUUUCAACACUCCAUCCGUCAAUCUUCUUCUGUUCAGAUAUCUAAAAUGCUUUCAUCCCAAAUAAAUAAACAAGAACAUUAAUAGUGCCAACAAUAUCUUUUUGUUGGAUAGGUCUGAAUUUAAUUUUUUUUAAGGAGAGCAAAAGUUAAAGGACUAAGGCAGCAUAAUAUCGUGAAACAAGAUGAACUUGGGAUCAAAAUACAUUUUUCAGUCUCGUUUCACUUAGCUGUAAGACUUUGAGCAUAUCACUUAAAUCUCUUAUCUAUAAAACAAGUACAUAAAACUCUUGAUUCCUGAAGUGCCUUUCUACUUUAAAAUAUUUUUAAAAUAUCAAACUUCAAUAUAAAUAUUGAAAAUAUGGAAAACAGUUCUGAUCAAAGAACUAUUAAGUAAAACAAGACAAAAUGUAUUUAAAAAUGUGACUCUAACACAUAGAUUUCCUUGAUUGUAUUUUCUACUCAACUAUUUUCAAGUAUUCAGCUUGUUUUAUACAGAUUAUAUUAGUCUCAAAAUACCUUUGUUUCAUUGUUGCUACUCCUUAAACUUCUUUUCUUUGUUAUCUAAAUCUGGUAAAGUUUUCCAAGUUCAUUGUAUUAAGGCUGGUGCAAAAGCAAUUUCGUUCUUUGUCAUAUAAAUUGUUUUUUAAGUGCUUUAACUGUGAAAUAAGCCUUUUAACAUAACCAGCUUUCUUGAAAGGAGGAAGUCAGACGAGUAGAGAAGGAAAGUCACAUUUCUUUACAAACACUUUUAAUUUUAAUAUCUAAGGGAAUUACAGGGACUUACCUUAUUCUGCCUUAAAUAAGGGAUGUUACUUGAAUCUUCUUGUCAUGGCUUCUUGCAUGGGCAGUCAUGUGAAAAAGAGUCAGGGCAAUAGCAGAUAUUCUAAAAUAGUGACUGCAGGUAGAUCAAUCAAAGUCAUUUUGUUUUAAAGGAAAGGAGGUCACUGGUAGUGAGGUGGGAAAAUAACACCUGUGAAAAGGAAUUCUAAGUCACUGGCUCGGGGGCUUAAGCAUUUUCAUCUCAUAUUUACUAGUUAAGAAAUGUGUAAGUAAGUUAUAUGUGUGAUUGACACAGUCUAUUUCAAAGUAUUGGAAAGGAAUCACCAAUAGAAUCGCCCUGCCUACUCACACACACACUUCCUUAUGUAAAAUCAGAAUAAAAUAAUUAUCAUUCCAAACUCCUACGGUGAAGGAUUUGGUUUCAAGUAACAAUGAAAGUAGAUCAUGGGUCAGACAUGGAACUAACAAUAAAAGGGAAGUACAACAAGAUGAAUGUGAGUAAUAGUUCAUUUUCCUGCAUUUGUGAUCAGGGCCAUGAAGAGAGGUCAUGGUAAUCUGUGGAGAAGGUACUUAAAAGUUGAGAACAAUAGAAAUAUAAUGUGAGCCAUAUAUAUAUAUAUAUAUUAAAAUUUCUAUAGCCAAAUUUUAAAAAGUAAAAAAAUUAAUUUUAAUACUUAAUCCAGUAGCUCCAAAAUAUUUUAACAUACAUCCAAUAUGUUGAAGUUACGGGAGAAUUUACAUUCUUUUUUCUGAUAUCUGAUGUAUAUUUUACGCUUUCUUUACAUCUCCAUUCAGCAUUUUAAGUGAUCAGUUGUCCAGUGUGGCUGACUAGUGGCUAUGAUAAUGGACAGCAUAGGUUUAGACAAUGCCUAUUCAACUACUUAACUUGUUUUAUAUGUAUAAAUCUCAAAAAGUACCUUUAUUUCAUUGUUGGUACUCUUUUUUUUUCUUUAUUAUCCAGAUAUAAUAAAGUUUUCCAACUUUCAUUGUACAAAUGAAAUGAGUUUAUUGUGGUAAUGAAAAUGGAGAGUUAAGUCCAACAGCUAGUUUAUUUAUCAUCCUGAACCCAGUGAAGAAAUCAAAGCUGAAUAAAAGGGACUCCUAGUUGUUGCUCUCGAGGGCAGGUAUAAUUUAGGUGCAAGACCUUGUAGCAUAAUGUUUUGCAAAAGUAGUGGAUGUUCAAUAUCUACAAUUAAUGAAUUGUAGCACU